UAGCAGCCUCAGAUUGAGUAUUUAUUAUGUACUAGGUCCAAUAUUAAGUGCUUUAUGUGUCUCUCCUCAAUUCUCAUAACUGCCCCAUAAUACGGUAAUCACUGUCAUUCCCAUUUUACAGAAGAUGAAACUGAGGCUCCAGAAGGACAAAUGACUCAUCCAAGAGUUUCUAAUAAGUGGUGGGUUCCAGGUUCUGACCCAGAUCUGGUGGACUCUAGAGACCAAAUUCUUAGCAGCUACAUCCCCCGAGAGAGGGGUCUUUCACAGACGCACCUCAGUAUUCAAGAAGAGGGUCUUCAUCUCCUGGAGCAACUGCCGGGCCCAGGUCGGCUCAUGAACAUGCUGCAGGCCGGCGGACGCCCGCUUCAGCAGCGGCUGCGUGCCACCCCACAGAGCGGCCACCAGCACCAGAACCAGCACCUGCCCUGAAUGCAGACGGAUGAUUCGAGGGCGGAGACCAUGGUCCGGAAGUGGCACCAAAGCUCUUUCCGGUCCUACUCACGUUGCCGCUUUCCUCGCGUCACCGCCGGGAUGAAGCCGAUCCUGCUGCAGGGCCAUGAGCGGUCCAUUACACAGAUCAAGUAUAACCGCGAGGGAGACCUCCUCUUCACCGUGGCCAAGGACCCUACUGUCAAUGUAUGGUACUCUGUGAACGGUGAGAGGCUCGGCACCUACAUGGGCCAUACUGGAGCUGUGUGGUGUGUGGAUGCCGACUGGGACACCAAGCAUGUGCUCACUGGCUCAGCUGACAACAGCUGUCGUCUUUGGGACUGUGAAACAGGGAAGCAGCUGGCCCUACUCAAGACCAAUUCAGCUGUCCGGACCUGUGGCUUUGACUUUGGGGGCAACAUCAUCAUGUUCUCCACGGACAAGCAGAUGGGCUACCAGUGCUUUGUGAGCUUCUUUGACCUGCGGGAUCCGAGCCAGAUUGACAACAACGAGCCCUACAUGAAGAUUCCUUGCAAUGACUCCAAGAUCACCAGUGCUGUCUGGGGACCCCUGGGGGAGUGCAUCAUCGCAGGCCAUGAGAGUGGUGAGCUCAACCAGUAUAGUGCCAAGUCUGGAGAGGUGCUGGUAAAUGUUAAGGAGCACUCCCGGCAGAUCAAUGACAUCCAGUUAUCCAGGGACAUGACCAUGUUUGUUACUGCAUCCAAGGACAACACAGCCAAGCUGUUUGACUCCACAACUCUUGAACAUCAGAAGACCUUCCGAACAGAGCGUCCCGUCAACUCAGCUGCCCUCUCCCCCAAUUACGAUCAUGUGGUGCUGGGUGGUGGUCAGGAAGCCAUGGAUGUAACCACAACCUCCACCAGGAUUGGCAAAUUUGAGGCCAGGUUCUUCCAUUUGGCCUUUGAAGAAGAGUUUGGGAGAGUCAAGGGCCACUUUGGACCUAUCAACAGUGUUGCCUUCCAUCCCGAUGGCAAGAGCUACAGCAGUGGCGGGGAAGAUGGUUAUGUCCGCAUCCACUACUUCGACCCACAAUACUUCGAAUUUGAGUUUGAGGCUUAAGAAGCUGGAUCUCCAGCUGGGCAUGGUAACUCACACCUGUAAUCCCAGCACUAU
Carlito syrichta (Philippine tarsier) is the source of this 1563-nucleotide messenger RNA. It is a transcript of the gene EIF3I, whose product is annotated as eukaryotic translation initiation factor 3 subunit I. Gene Ontology annotation, cellular component: eukaryotic translation initiation factor 3 complex, eIF3m; cytoplasm. Gene Ontology annotation, biological process: cytoplasmic translational initiation. Gene Ontology annotation, molecular function: RNA binding; protein binding; translation initiation factor activity. NCBI's taxonomy places the organism in Eukaryota, Metazoa, Chordata, Mammalia, Primates, Tarsiidae. The coding region runs from base 430 to 1509 and encodes 359 amino acids. The record is from RefSeq and is a predicted model, not a curated record. The transcript has 13 exons.